This is a messenger RNA of Nerophis lumbriciformis (worm pipefish), 2460 nucleotides long. Lineage: Eukaryota; Metazoa; Chordata; Actinopteri; Syngnathiformes; Syngnathidae. The record is from RefSeq and is a predicted model, not a curated record.
UGCAACAUGGAGUACACAUUUCGAGCCGUAACUCACACUCCUGGAAUUAUAAUCUGGAGAAUUGAGAAAAUGUUGCUUGUUCAAGUCCCUGAGAAGUCAUGUGGACACUUUUAUGAGGGGGACUGCUAUCUUCUUCUCUAUACCCAGAAGGUAAAAAGCUCUCUGCACUACGACAUCCAUUUUUGGAUCGGUUCAGAGUCAUCUCAGGAUGAACAAGGCGCCGCAGCAGUGUAUGCGACACAGUUGGACGACUUUUUGGGUUCUACGCCGGUCCAGCACCGAGAAGUUCAGGACCAUGAAUCUGAGGUUUUUAAGGGUUAUUUCAAACAGGGAAUAAUUUACAAGAAAGGUGGGGUCGCAUCAGGUAUGCGACACACUGAAAUCAACACCUACGGUGUAAAGCGACUGCUUCAUGUCAAAGGGAGGAAACGAGCGGUCGCCAAGGAGGUGGCGCUGAGCUGGAAAAGCUUCAACCUCGGAGACGUGUUUUUAUUGGACAUCGGUAAGACCAUCAUCCAGUGGAAUGGACCGCACAGCAACAAACAGGAAAGAUUAAAAGGUAUGCUGCUGGCCAAAGACAUCCGAGACAGAGAGCGAGGAGGCCGGGCGGAGAUCAAGGUGAUCGAGGGCGAUUCGGAGGACAGCUCUGCUGACGUCAUGGAGAUGAUGACUCAUGUUCUUGGUGAGAGAUGCAUCGAUUUGGCAGAGGGUCCUCUUGAUGAACCCCUGAACCAGGAACAAGUUGGGAAACUCACUCUUUACCAAGUGUCAGAUGUUAAAGGGCAGAUGAAAGUCAUAGAGGUGGCGAGAAGACCACUGGUUCAAGAACUGCUCAACAAUCACGACUGCUACAUCUUGGACCAAUGUGGCUCAAAGGUCUUUGUAUGGAAAGGGAAGAAGGCGAAUAAAGCUGAGAGACAGAUGGCCAUAACCAGAGCUAUGGAGUUUAUCGAGGCGAAAAAUUAUCCCGGGACAACAAAUGUGGAGGUAAUGAAUGACGGCGCUGAGUCGGCUCUCUUCAAACAGCUGUUCCAGACGUGGACUGUUAAGGACCAAACUCAAGGCCUGGGGAAAGUGCACACAAAGGGGAGAGUUGCUACAGUGACACAAGAGAAAUUUGAUGUAUCACUUUUGCACGUGAUGCCAGAGAUUGCAGCGCAAGAAAGGAUUGUGGAUGAUGGCUCAGGUGAAGUGGAGGUUUGGAGAAUUGAGAAUCUCGAGCUGGUCCCUGUGGAUCCUCAACAUCAUGGUUACUUCUUUGGUGGAGAUUGUUACUUGGUCCUUUACACUUACUUGGUCAACAACAAGCACAGAUACCUACUCUAUAUAUGGCAGGGCCGUCAUGCCUCACAGGAUGAGCUGGCAGCAUCUGCGCUUCAUGCCAUAGAAAUAGACCACAUGUAUGGUGGAGCGCCAGUUCAAGUGAGAGUAACAAUGGGUAAAGAACCAAAGCACUUUUUGACCAUUUUCAAAGGCAAAAUGGUCAUUUUUGAGGGAGGUUCCUCCAGAAAAGGACGUGUUGAACUCGAGCCACCAGUUAGGUUGUUCCAGGUUCACGGAUUUGAGCCCUCCAAUACAAAAGCCAUUGAAGUUCCAGCACUUGCCUCUUCUCUAAACUCCAAUGAUGUUUUUUUGCUGAAGUGUGAGACUGGACUUUAUUUGUGGUGUGGAAAGGGAGCCAGUGGUGAUGAGAGGCACAUGGCGAAGGAGAUCUGCUCUGUGAUCGGACAAAACUCGCAAGGAAUUCAUGGUCAGAUUAUUGCUGAAGGUCAUGAGUCUUAUGAUUUCUGGGAGAUGCUAGGUGGCCAGGCUCCAUAUGCCAGUGAUAAGAGGUUGCAGCAGACCAUUUUGGAUCACGAACCACGUUUGUUUGAAUGCUCGAAUAAGUCAGGUCGUUUUACGGUGACCGAGGUGACCCAGUUCACACAGGACGAUCUCAAUGAAGACGAUGUCAUGUUACUAGACACGUGGGACCAGGUGUUUUUGUGGAUCGGUAAAGAGGCCAACAAGGAAGAACGCAAAGAGGCAUUGGUGACAAGUCAAGAAUACUUGCGCACACACCCAGGUGGCAGAGAUCUAGACACGCCUAUCCUGCUGAUUAAGCAAGGGUUCGAACCACCCACUUUCACUGGCUGGUUCACGGCAUGGGAUCCCUACAAAUGGAGUGAGGGGAAGAGCUAUGAGCAGCUGAAAAAGGAGCUGGGAAAUGGAAUGUCCCCUAUUGAUGUUUAUAAUGUUUACAGCAGUGAUGAAAAUGAUGCAAGCUUUAAGUGUUUUCCUGCUGAGUUUUUAAUCAGAAAGCUUGUCAGUGAGCUGCCGAAAGGUGUUGACCCCACACAGAAAGAGAGAUACCUCACCGACUUGGACUUCUGCAACAUAUUUGGAAUCAAUAAAGACCAAUUUGCAAAUCUGCCACGAUGGAGACAGCUCAACUUAAAAAAAGAAAAGGGGCUCUUUUAA